Nematocida major is the source of this 1122-nucleotide messenger RNA. Its product is annotated as 25S rRNA (cytosine2278-C5)-methyltransferase. Gene Ontology annotation, biological process: rRNA base methylation. The record is from RefSeq and is a predicted model, not a curated record. Lineage: Eukaryota; Fungi; Microsporidia. Gene Ontology annotation, molecular function: methyltransferase activity. Bases 1 to 1122 code for a protein of 373 amino acids. Gene Ontology annotation, cellular component: nucleolus. The transcript has a single exon.
AUGGAGACUAAGAAGUUCUAUGAGAGAUGCAGCAGAAUGCUGCAGGACGUAAAGGAAAAAAGGACGGGAAUAAAAACAGCGUGCUACAAAACCGAAAUGCCAACCAAGUACAUGGCAGUUAUCAGCAGCAUAAUCCGGAAGUAUGACGUGCUGUCAAGAGUUGUUGGGGCGCUGAGGUUUGACAUACGCAACCGAUGGAUGGCUAUCGUGCUAUGCUACGAGAUUCUGUAUGGGAACAACCGGGAGGCCACGCGGUUCAACAAGAAGCUCGCAAACGAGGUCAAAGAGACAUAUAAGUCUCUGGGGAUCGUGGAGAAGACAAAAACGAAGGAAGACCGCGGGCAAGCGUACAUACGCCUGAACACGCUAAAGGCAGACGCAUCUGCAAUUUCCUCUCUUUCGCUUGAGCCGACAAUUGUCCCAGACGUGUACAAGGUCAUGGAAAAGGUGAACUGGAUUAAGCUGAAAAGCUACCAGGAGGGGUACUUUUUCGUCCAAGACUUAUCGAGCUGCCUCCCUGCAUACGUGCUAAAUCCCCCGAAGAACAGCGUGGUUUUGGAUGCCUGCUCGGCCCCUGGGAACAAAACCACGCAUCUUGCGAUGCUUUCUCCAACGAGCGUGAUAUACGCAGUGGAAAAAGACAUGGAGAGAUACAAAACGCUCCGAGAGAUGAUCGAGAAGUCCGGGGCAGAAAAUAUCGUGAGCAUGCACUGCGACUUUUUGGGCAUUACGAAAGAGGUGGAAGACGUGUUUAAGGCCGAGUAUAUUUUGGUCGACCCGUCGUGCAGCGGAUCCGGGAUACACCCGGGCGAGGAGAAAGACUAUGCAAGAAUCAGCAAGCUCAGCGCGUUCCAAGUGAAGAUACUGAACAAGGCCUUGAGCUAUCCCAGAGCCAAAAAGGUUGUGUACUCGACCUGCUCGAUCUACGAGGAGGAGAACGAAGGAGUUGUAAGCCAGGCUCUAAAAGCCAACCCCGGAUAUGUGCUGGAGAAAGCACUGCCUGCAUGGAGCAAGAGGGGCGCCCCGGGAUAUGAGUUCAGCGAGAAAGUGGUUCGGUGCGAUGCAGACAUGGAGACCAAAGGGUUCUUUUUGGCGUCGUUUGUUAGAAAAGACAGCAAGUAG